Messenger RNA from Carassius carassius (crucian carp), 1635 nucleotides. It is a transcript of the gene fgf8b, whose product is annotated as fibroblast growth factor 8b. Bases 522 to 1160 code for a protein of 212 amino acids. Gene Ontology annotation, molecular function: growth factor activity; type 1 fibroblast growth factor receptor binding; type 2 fibroblast growth factor receptor binding. The record is from RefSeq and is a predicted model, not a curated record. Lineage: Eukaryota; Metazoa; Chordata; Actinopteri; Cypriniformes; Cyprinidae. Gene Ontology annotation, biological process: neuron differentiation; dorsal/ventral pattern formation; positive regulation of gene expression. The transcript is spliced from 5 exons. Gene Ontology annotation, cellular component: cytoplasm.
CACGUGAAGAGUGGGUUUGACAUUGGGAGUUUGAAAGUGGAGAGAGACACAAGAGAGGCUUUUGCUCUCAGCCUCUCGCCAGGGAAGCAUCACAGUCUAUCAACCUACAUGUGACUUCAGACUCUUCCACUGACAUUUACAUAAGCGCUGGAGAUAGCGUGAGGAAACAUAAUGCAAAGUCUCUAGACGGGUGUGCGCACGCUGCCGGAUGUUCUCUCUGAAUGUUUUAUUUUUCGUAUCUGCGCCUGUAAUCGGACAUCGAUCAUGAAUUAUGUUUGAGAACAGUCACUGUAAUGUGCUUGAACUCUAAGGAAUAAAAGUUACGUGACGGAUUCAUUUGACAUGGACUCAGCGGAUGAAUAAAUCACUGUUAUACCAGUAUCCUGUCACUCAGUUUAUUGUCAUGUUUGCUAAAAGUCCGAUGGACCGAACAUCUUCACGCAAUAAUAUACACGCACAGAGGAAUUAAUGAAGAACUUGUUGUUUCGGAUAAUUAUCAGAAAGGGCUUGGAAAUCUCACAAUGAGGCUGAAAUCAUCGAGGUUAGGUUACCUAUUACUUCAAUUUAUGACUCUGUGUUUUUACACUCAGAUGACGAUGCAGUCUGUCUCUGUACCAAAUUUUAAGCACCAUGUCACGGAGCAGAGUCGCCUGUCGGACAGGACGAGCCGGCGAUUAACAAGGACUUAUCAGCUCUAUAGCCGGACGAGUGGUAAACACGUACAAGUCCUGGGCAAUAAGAGGGUCAACGCCAAUGGCGAGGAUGGAGAUAUUCAUGCUAAACUUGUUGUGGAAACCGACACGUUUGGAAGCAGGGUUCGAAUCAGAGGUGCGAAAACAGGAUACUACAUUUGCAUGAACAAGAGAGGCAAGCUUAUUGGACGGAGGAAGGGCCGUGGAAGGGACUGCAUAUUCACAGAGAUUGUUCUGGAAAAUAACUACACGGCUUUGCAGAACGCCAAGUACAAAGGCUGGUACAUGGCUUUUACACGCAAGGGUCGACCCAGGAAAGCCACGCAGACCCAGCAGCAUCAGCGAGAGGCCCAUUUCAUGAAACGUCUUCCUCGAGGACACCUGUUAACAGAACAGAAGCCUUUUGAUUUAAUCCCAUAUCCCCCAAACAAGAGGACUAAGCACCAUCAGCGCACAAGCAUGAAUUGAGGACAGAAUCGUAUCUUACACCGGAGUGCUACCUUAAUUCGAGUUUAACUAUGUGCAUCCAGAGUUACUGGACAUCAUGAAGGAGUCUGUACAGGCUCAGAUCUGAGAUGAAUCGCAGGACAAUUACUGAACUGUUGACUGAACAGAGGACACUGUCAGCCUUGUAAUAAUGAGCAACACAUCUCUGGGAAUGAAGCAAGACAACAGAACACACGACACACAAACACUCAGAAAAUGUGCAAAAAUUCUAUCUUCUGGGGUACAACAGCUAGUCACUGGGGCAGAACCCUUAAGACACUACAGGCAAAAACAUUGUUUUUUUUAUGGGCUGUUUUGCUUCCAUAACAUGUUUUAUUUCAGACUAGUAGUAAAAUAAAUUAAAAAAUCACAAACCAUUCACAUUUAAGUGUUAAUUUUAUUACAGUUUAUCCAUUUGCGUCUGUAGAUGUCAAUAACAACACAUAUCUUUAAAGCU